This is a messenger RNA of Syzygium oleosum, 327 nucleotides long. RefSeq lists its product as uncharacterized. The coding region runs from base 1 to 327 and encodes 108 amino acids. NCBI's taxonomy places the organism in Eukaryota, Viridiplantae, Streptophyta, Magnoliopsida, Myrtales, Myrtaceae. The record is from RefSeq and is a predicted model, not a curated record. The transcript has a single exon.
AUGGCGCUGUCCGAGUCGGGCGUUGCCGAUGUCACAGGGGUUGACUCGCCGCCUCUGGUAAGCCGCGUUGGUCUGCACAAUUUGCGCAUCUUCGAUGGGGUUUUCGAUUUGGCGUUGAGUGAGCAUUUGGAGGAGGCUCUGUUCCUAUCACGGUUCGCAGCGGAGAUGGAGAUGACAACGAGGGUCGGCGGGGCUUGUGUGGUGGUCGUUGAGGAGUGCAAUCACGUGAAGGUGGAGGAGACUGUGGGUUUGUUUAGGAAGUCAAGAUUUGUGGGUGUUGUUAAUGUUACUUUGAUUGGAUUGAAGAUGGCUAAAAGCAUUUCGUAA